AGCAUCAACCGGUUUCCCGCACCGGCCGGUCCCUCGCCGCCGCCGCCGCUUCUUCUUCGACUUCGGGAGAGCCUCCUCAUAUUUAUCGAAACCUAGCACGUAUUUUCGCAGAUAGAGGCACCGGCCAUUAAAUCGUGCGCCCAGUUGCAAAACGAAACCGAGCCUCGGAAGAGGGCGAUAAAUAGCCGCAAAGAAGAAGCCGAAAGCCACCGACAGCGGCGGCCGUCGUACGGCCAUUCGAGUGCAGAGGGCGCUAUCGGAGCAGGAACCGCGCGGGGGAGCUCGUUCAAAAUUGACGGCGGCACAUCGCAUCACAGUGGGCACGGCGGCGCUUGUGCGGGUGUCAGCGCGGACGAGUGUGUGUGUUCCUGCUGCGGGUCAUUCGAUGUCUAGCGAUGGCAUCGGGACACAGCCUGCUUCUUCUCUUCGGGCUGUUCACGGCGGCUUUCCUGCUCCAGGGCUCGCGUCAGGCGGACCUCGACCUGACAUUUGACGAGGGCGAGUUUGCCGACUCCCCCAAGGUCGUGGAUGGCGGCUCCAGCACGCUUUCGCCGUUGCGGAUCAUGAACCGCGUGCGACGCUGGUGGUACGACAAAGACCCCACGACGACGGAGGCCUCUGCAGGCGAACCGUCCUCGUCGACGACGACGACCAUCGCAGAGCCCGAGAUCCACUCAACGACGAGGCGACAUCACCGGGAGACGUCAAUCACGGACGACGAGGACGAUAUCGAGGCGUCCGGGGACGGGUUCGACGGUCACGGGUCCACGGACCACAGUGGGGGAGGUCCGAGCUUAGAUGACGACGACAAAAAGAUGGUGCACGUGCCCGGACCGGGCGCCAAGCAGCCCGGCAUUAAGGACACGCACUCCUUCGACAAGCCGUCCUCCCCACGAGGUACGGUGUUCUUCCGCGGAUCCCUGACGGUGCUGAACAGCCCGUUCGAGCCGGGCCUGACAGACAGCCGCAGCGAACAGUUCCGGCAGCUCAGCUCCGAGCUCUCGCACGAGCUGUCCCACAGCCUAGCCCAAAGGUUGCGGUUGCGGCCGCCACACAACAUCCCGUCGGUGAACGUGCUUCGAUUCGGCCCAGCGGCGGUCGGGGAUCGCACCGACGCGCUCAGCGUCGUUUUCGACGUCGGCGUGCCGGACGGCGCGGACCAGGAGAAGCUUCACAGGGGCUUCAUGGAGCUUGUGGACAGCGGUCGCCUGGACAGGUUUCAGCUGGCCAAGGAAGGGUCGACUCUCGCGCAGAUUCUAGAUCCCAGUCACCAUGCGGGCGGUAUCCAGUGCGGUCCCACCCAGUUUGCUUGUGAUGACAAUCGGAGAUGCGUUGAUGAAGAUCGCCGAUGUGACGGUCGUCACGACUGUGCAGACCGCGCCGACGAAGAGGGCUGUCCUGCCAUUAAACAUCCCUCCCACCAUAAUACCACUCACCACGUCCAAUGCGGUCCCAAUGAGUUUGCGUGUGACGGCAACCGGAGAUGUGUCGAUGAAGCUCGCCGUUGCGAUGGUCGUCGCGACUGUUUAGAUGAUUCAGAUGAAGAGGGGUGUCCUCCCAGGAAACCUGAAGAUGCCUCUCCAUGCGGUCCCAACGAGUUUGCGUGUGAUGGCAACCGGAGAUGCAUCGAUGAAGCUCGCCGUUGCGAUGGUCGUCGCGACUGUUUAGAUAAUUCAGAUGAAGAGGGGUGUCCUCCCAGGAAACCUGAAGAUCCCAGUCACCGUGAGAGUGGUAUCCAAUGCGGUCCCAACGAGUUUGCUUGCGACGGCAACCGGAGAUGUGUCGAUGAAUCUCGUCGUUGCGACGGUCGUCGGGACUGUGCAGAUGAUUCAGAUGAAGAGCGCUGCCCAGCCAGGGAACCUCAUGUUCCCCCUACACAUGGCCGAAGUCCCUGUCCAGCCAACCAGUUUGCCUGUGAUGACAACCGUCGGUGUGUGGAUUCAAGUGCGCGAUGCAACGGCCGUCAAGAUUGUGCUGACAACACGGAUGAGCAGGGCUGCCCUCAGAGAGGGGACACGGUUCCCGAGGUUCCCUCCUGUCAACCCGGCCAGUUCCAGUGCAGGACUGGGGAGUGUUUACGUGGCAGCCAACGCUGCGAUCGUUCUAGGGAUUGUCCCGGGGGAGAAGACGAGUCGGACUGCUUGACCUGCCGAUCGGAUGAAUUCCGGUGCGAGAAUGGAGAUUGCAUUCCCAUGAUUAGACGUUGCAACGGCGUUCAAGACUGUCCCGACGGAAGUGGGGCCGAUGAAAAGGACUGUCCACCUGCUGCGGAUGACUGCGCACUUGGGAAAUUUCGCUGCGGUAAUGGCCAGUGCAUUGCUCGGGAAUUGCUAUGCAAUCGCAGGCGAGAUUGCACGGACGGCUCCGACGAGAGGAAUUGCCCAUGCAGCGACGAUCAGUUCCGGUGUGGCAAUGGCAUUUGCAUCAACAAGGCCAGGGAGUGCGAUGGCUACAACGACUGCCAGGAUAGGAGCGAUGAGCUCAAUUGUCAAAAAAGGUGUGCUCUCAACGAGUUUAGGUGUCACAGUGGAACUUGCGUUCCUGUCAGAGCUCGUUGCAACGGAACACGGGAAUGCCCAGAUGGCUCGGAUGAAAACCAGUGCACGUCACCCACUUGCAGGAUUGACCAGUUCAGGUGUCGUAGCGGCAGUUGCUUGAGCCAAGCGCGAAGAUGCGACGGCAUCUCCGAUUGCCCCGGCGGCGAAGAUGAAAUCUCCUGCAAUGGUCAACCACAAAGCUGUCAGAGCCACGAGUACAAAUGCUUGUCGGGCCCAUGCAUCGACGCGCGCAAGAAAUGUGAUCGCCACAGAGAUUGUCCAAAUGGUGAUGACGAGGACAACUGUAUCCAUGACACGAAAACAUGCAAUGAUAACGAGUUUCAGUGUCACGAUGACCAGCGCUGCCUGCCCGUGUACUUCCGCUGUAACGGCAGAGCUGAAUGCAGAGAUGCGAGCGAUGAAAAAGACUGCCAAUGCAAGCCCCAAGAAUUUAAGUGCACAUCUGGCAGGUGUAUUGACAAGAGGAGAAAGUGUGACAGACGUGUGGACUGCGAGGAUUUCUCUGACGAAGCGGACUGUGAAUGUGAAACGGACGAAUUUCGUUGCGGGGAUGGAAAAUGCAUUGACGGGAAUAGGCGAUGUGAUGGCAGGACAGACUGCACAGAUCACUCGGAUGAAACCGACUGUCCUUGCAAGGACCACGAGUUCCGCUGUGGAGAUGGGCGGUGCAUCGACGUUCAUAGAAAGUGUGAUGGAACGGCAGACUGCCGCGAUUACUCCGACGAAAGGAAUUGCGAAUGCAAGGACAACGAGUUCCGUUGCUCCGAUGGAACUUGCAUUGACAAGGCUCGGCGGUGUGAUCGAACACCAGACUGCAGAGACCGCUCCGACGAGCAUGGCUGUCCUGUUCCAGGUUGCACUGCUGCACAGUUCAAGUGUGGUGAUGGACGCUGUAUUGACAUUAGGAGAAAGUGUGACGAUAGGGUAGACUGCUCGGACUUCUCUGACGAAGCUAACUGUGUCUCUGAAGCUUGUAGGGCAGAUGAGUUCAGAUGCAAGUCUGGCGAGUGCAUUAGGAUUUCAGGAAGAUGUGACAAACGCCGGGAAUGUCCCGACGGAAGCGAUGAGGAAGACUGUUGUACUUCGGAAGAAUUCCACUGCAAGAGUGGAGAGUGCAUUACGAAACACCUCAGGUGUGAUGGUCAUUAUCACUGUAGAGAUGGGUCCGACGAAACAGGCUGCAGGACUUGCCAGCUUGACCAGUAUGUCUGUGCUAAUGCCCAGUGCAUUGAGCGAUCAAAGCGCUGCGAUGGUCGAUUUGACUGCACGGAUUUCUCGGAUGAAGCAGACUGUCCUCCAGAUGCAGGCAUCAACAUAAGGGUCUAUCCAGAGCGCCAGACCAUAAAGCAAGGGCAAGAGGUGGUGUUCCGCUGCCGGGACGAGGGGACGCGGCGUUCCCAGGUGAAGUGGACGCGCCCGGACAACCACCCGCUGCCUCCCGGCUCUACGGACGCCCGUGGCAGGCUCACUAUGCCCAACGUGCAGCCUGACCAUGGCGGCGUCUACCUCUGCCGGGCCGAGGGGGCCCCCGGGGGAGCUUCAGGGGCACAGAAGGCUGCCUUCCUCACCGUGCAGCCAUACACUCCACCAACACCCAAACCGGACCGGCCAUUAGGAGCCUGUAAACACGACGAAGCCACCUGUCAAAACGGAAAGUGCGUUCCGCGGAAGUACGUCUGUGACGGGGAUUACGACUGUGAAGACGGCUCCGACGAGCUUAACUGCGCUCAACCUUCAUUGUGUGAACCCAACGAGAUGCAGUGCGGAAAUAAAAAAUGCAUCCUGAAGGUGUAUCUCUGCGAUGGAGACGAUGACUGUGGUGACGGAACUGAUGAACAGAACUGCCGAGAAAGCAUUCCUGGGUCCCCGUGUCGUAUGGGCGAGUACCAGUGUCUUUCGGGAGACCAGUGCAUUCCUAAGAGUUUCCACUGCGACGGAGAAUUUGACUGCCAGGACAAGUCUGACGAAAUUGGGUGCUCACCCCCGACCAUCACUCAAUCCCCGUCUGAAGUCGUCAACGCCAUAGAGGGAGAAACAGUCAACAUCACGUGCCGCGCCAUCGGCAACCCUGUGCCCUUGAUCAACUGGCGCCUCAACUGGGGCCACAUCCCGCCCAAGCCGAGGGUCACGACGACGAGCGACAACGGCUACGGAGUGGUCACCAUCCGCGACGUGCGCCAGUCCGACCAGGGGGCCUGGUCAUGCGAGGCCAUCAACAGCAAGCAGAGCGUGCUCGCCACUCCGGAUGCCAUACUUGUGGUCAAGACCAAGGGUGUCUGCCAUCCUCCCCUCUUCAAUGACAAAGCACAAUCAAGCUCGGACUGUCUGCGCUGCUUCUGUUUUGGGGUGGCUCAAACCUGCCACAGCAGCAGCCUGCACAAGACAAGUAUUCCUCUGGUGACAGAGGUGUCCGUUGCUGCCAUGAGUGUCCUCCCGGAUGGAAGCUACAUGGACGUGACGGAGAAGUUCCGGCCAAACCAGAAUGCCAUUCGGUCCAGCCCCGGCAACAGGGAGUUCAGAAUCGACAGUGGAGUGAAGACCUCGGAUGCGUCGGUCCACUACUACUGGAGCCUGCCUGCCGAAUUCCUUGGCAACCAGGUGAACAGCUACGGAGGCCACCUGAAGUACACCUUCAGGUACCGGGCCUCGUCGAGGCCUGCCCAGGUUGCAGACGUGAUCCUGAAGGGCAACCGCCUGACCCUCUACCACACGCUCCGACAAUCUUACGGGCCUCUCAGAGACAAUGCCGUGGAGGUCCAGUUCUGGGAGGGUGAAUGGCACAAGGCAGACAGACAAAGUCGAGGCCCGGACACCGCCACCAGAGAAGACAUCAUGAUGGCGCUCCAGAACAUUGAGGGCAUCUUCGUUCGUGCAAGCUUCGACGACGAGCUUGCGGAAUCCAGCAUCCAGAACCUUGAAAUGGAGUCUGCUUCUUAUUCGAGUCCCAAAAAUCCUCCUGCAACAUUUGUAGAACAGUGCUCUUGUCCAACUGGAUACACAGGCAAUUCAUGUGAGAACUGUGCCCCGGGCUACAUCAGACGUCGCACUGGGUCCUACCUCGGAGAAUGCACGCAGGGAGUGCUUCCCUGCAACUGCAAUGGCCACUCCACGUCAUGUGACCAACAGUAUGGCCGUUGCCUGAACUGCCAGCACAACACGGAUGGACCCAGCUGUGGGUCUUGCAAGCGUGGUUUCUAUGGAAAUGCAACCAAUGGAUCCCCCAGUGAUUGUCAGUCCUGUCCUUGCCCAAUAGUUGCAGUUCCAGGACAGUUCUCACCGACCUGCGUGUUGGAGGCAGAUGGCCAGGUGACGUGCAACAGUUGCCCCAUCGGCCUUGAAGGCCGACGCUGUGAGCGAUGCGCUCCGGGUUACGAACGCUCUCCAGGUUCCUCUGAUGGUCCCUGCCAUCUCAAAGAAUGCGAGCCCGGACAGUUCCAAUGCGGUGAUGGGUCAUGCAUAGAUUACAGGAGGAGGUGUGAUGGACAUUACGAUUGUAAUGAUUACUCUGACGAACAGAACUGUGCAUGUGGUUAUAACCAAUUCAGAUGUCCCGAUGGAACUUGCCUCAGUGUUCGCCAAAGGUGCGAUGGCAAGGCAGACUGCAUAGACAUGUCUGAUGAAAACAAUUGCGGUGGUGCACGGUGUGAUGCGGCUGGUAGUUUGAGCACUGAACGCAAUCCAUCGACUGGUCUUUGCCAAUGCAAGCCACUGGUAACUGGAAGUGCAUGUGACCAGUGCAAAGCAAACUCAUUCCAUCUCCACCCAAGUUCACCUCUUGGAUGUGUGGAGUGUUUCUGCAUGGGAAUCACAAAGUCCUGCUCUAGCAGCUUCUACCACAGGGAACAGGAGGUGCUGAGGUUCUCGUCGAGCACUGAGGGCGUCCACCUGACCAACCUGGAGCGGACGGUGACCAUCGACAGGGGGCUGAAGCUGGACCCAAGGAGCAAAGAGUUGGUUUACCAGGACUUCUCCACCCAUCCUCGGCAAACCUACUACUGGCAGCUGCCCCAGAGGUUCCUGGGGGACAAGGUGACUGCAUACGGCGGUCUUCUCAACUUCACAAUCAGAAGUGAUGGAACAGAAAGGCAGAGCAGGAGCCCAGAUGUCCAGAUCUCUGGAAACAAGAUCAUUCUCAUAUACAGGCACCCUGAUCGGCUCAAGACAAGGUUCCCCCAGACAGUGUCCAUCCCAAUGUUUGAGACUUCCUGGAUCCGAGCUGAUGGGCUGCCUGCAACCAGGGAGCACUUCCUUAUGGUUCUUGCAGACCUCAGUUCUAUUUUGAUCAAGGCAACACUCAGCGAGGAAGCAGACACAGCCAGCCUUGUGGAAGCAUCGCUGGACGUGGCAGUGGAGUAUCCAACUGGACAGGCGCUGGCUCAUGCGGUGGAGCACUGCCGCUGUCCAAUAGGAUACAAGGGCCUCUCAUGCGAGGACUGCGACGCCGGCUACACGCGCUCAGGCGCCGGGCUCUACCUGGGCCUGUGCGUGCCCUGCUUCUGCAACGGCCACUCCAGCGACUGCGACCCCGAGACCGGAGCCUGCAAGAAUUGCCAGCACAACACCCAGGGUGAAUACUGCGAAGAAUGCCUACCUGGUUUUAUUGGCGACGCCACUGGAGGCACUCCCAGCGACUGCGAAGCGGUGUUAGUGCCUUCCUGCAGGUGUGACAACAGAGGCAGUACCAGGCAAGAAUGCGAUGCCAGAGACAACUGCCCAUGCAAGACCAAUGUGCAGGGGAAGAACUGCAACCGGUGCAAGGACGGCCAUUUCAACCUGGAAGCGUCGAACCCCGAUGGAUGCUCGCGCUGCUUCUGCUUUGGAGUCACCGAGCAGUGCAGCAGCAGCUCUUACUACAGAAAUGAGAUCAAGAUGCAGCUGCAAGACUUGAGGGAUCCAUAUGCUCACAACUUCCAACUGUCGAACCGGUACCACUCGGACAUCAUUACCGACACCAUUGUCGUCAACCCGACUAACAAUGAAGUCAGCUACUCAUCAUUCCCCCGGGAUUCUGCUGAACAGACUCCCCGCCUGUGGUCACUUCCAGAACAGUUUCUUGGAAACAAGCUCACCUCUUAUGGAGGAGUGCUUCGCUACACUCAGCAGUACACUGCAGAACCUGACGGUGAAACCUACAGCGAUGCAGAUGUACAGAUUACUGGAAACGGUGUCACCAUAUUCUAUGUAAACAUUCCUCCCCUCCCACCCUCGGAAACCCGGACAUUUGAGAUUGUACUCAGGGAGGCUCGUUGGCAGCGGGUCGAUUCUCGGGGCCCCACGGUGGCCACACGGGAAGACAUCAUGAAGGUGCUGGCCAACGUGGAGGUGCUACUGAUCCGGGCCUCGUUCAACUCCCGCAUGCGGAGCUCAAGCCUCCGGGACGUGUCGCUCUCGACGGCGGUGCCCCACCGGUCCAGCAGCCAGGCACUGGCAGUCGAAGUGGAGCAGUGCACCUGCCCCCCCGGCUACAACGGGCUCUCCUGCGAGGAGUGUGCCCCUGGAUACAUCAGGGACAUUAGCGGACCCGGUCUCGGAAGGUGCACACGCUGCCGUUGCAAUGGUCACUCUGAAUCCUGCGACGCGGCAUCUGGAAACUGCGUGCGCUGUCGCCACAACACAGUCGGCGAUUCCUGCCAGAGGUGUGCGGACGGCUUUUACGGUGAUGCCACAAGGGGCACCCCGGAGGACUGCAAACCGUGCCCAUGUCCCCACGCACUUCCUUCGAAUCAGUUUUCCCCAACUUGUUUACUGGAUACUGACAACAAGCCAACGUGCAACGCUUGUCCUCAGGGCUACACCGGGCGGAACUGCGAACAGUGUGCUCCAGGUUACAAUGGAAACCCUCUCCAGCUUGGUGGGAGGUGUGAGCCUUCUGGAGGUGGCUCUUCUCAGACCAUGAAAGUGCGUGUUGAAGAACCGAGAGUGCAAAGAAUUCCUGUGGGGUCUACUGUGACUCUGCGAUGCACCGGACAGUCUCAGUCGAAGGCGCCGUUUUCCCUGGUCUGGACCAAGGAGGGGGGCAGCCUGCCUGCCCGAAGCACAGAGGCCAGCGGAAUUCUCACCAUCCCUGAGGUCCGCAUGGGAGACAAUGGGACGUACGUCUGCACUGGCUCGGACGUUUCCAGCGUGUUCCAAGACAGGGCCGUCCUCAUCGUGGAUGGUAUGCAACUUGCCUCACUCGUUGUGGAUGGGCAAGACCAGAAGUCUGCUCCACGGGCACGCAUCGAGCCCCAUUUUCUCGAGGUCAACGUCGGUCACCCCGUGGAGUUCCGCUGCCUCGCCGAUGGCUUUCCGGAACCCAAGGUCUCUUGGACCGGGGGCCGGGGCGGCAUCCUCAACCCGGAGUCCACCUUCAUCGACGGCGUCUUCCGCAUUCCAACGGCCCGCAAGACCGACGAGGCCGAGUACUUCUGCACGGCCAGCAAUGCCAUGGGCACAGACACUAUCAGGACCGUCUUGUUCGUCAAAGGGGAUGACUCCUCCUCUGGAGAUGGUCCACACCUGACCAUCCACCCUACGAGUGCGGAUGCACGAAGGGGUGAAACGGUGCGCUUUGACUGUCGAGCAACUGGACACCCGACCCCCAACAUCACGUGGUCCUUCUCUGGGGGACCCAUGCCAGACAACGCCAAUCAGGUUGGAGGUGUGCUUACACUGCUGAACGUCGACGAACAGAACCAAGGCAACUACAUGUGUGUCGCUAGCAAUCGUUAUGGAACAGCCCAAGGACAGGCACCUCUGCAGCUGACAACACGAAGGAACAUUCCCUCUGUGCACAUUGAGCCCGAGCGACAAACCGUGAGGCAGGGAGAGGAUGCCAGGCUGCGCUGCAUCGCUACUGGCACACCCACCCCCGUGAUCACUUUCACCAAGGUUGGGGGAAACCUCACCCACAGGCACAUUGUGCAAGACGACGUGCUAGUGAUUGAACAAACCAUCGUUCAAGACCGUGGCCACUACGUCUGCCGUGCUGAAAACAGGGAGGGCAUGGCUCAGGCUACGGCAGUGCUGGAAGUCGAUCGCAGGGAAGUCCCCUUGGUGGAAAUCUACCCCAAGACCAUCCCGGAGAUCCAUCACGGAGACAGCGCCGUGCUUCAGUGCCGACCUACCGCCGGAAUACCUACUCCGUCCGUAGAGUGGACCAGAGCCGAUGGAAGUCCGUUCACACCGAGCACUGAACUGUCUAGCCCAGGAAUACUUAGGUUUAACAAGUUCACAAGAGAGGAAGAAGGCACAUACAUCUGUUCUGCUGAGAAUGCAAUGGGCAAAGUGACAGCCCAGGCGACACUGAAGAUGAAAGGCACACCGUUUGCACGCAUCCUGCAACAAAAUCCGUACACGGUGCGGGUGGGCGACCAGAUUCGGCUGGACUGCAUCUCGGAGGGGGACCCCAAGCCCUCGGUGUCGUGGAGGCGGCUCCAGCAGCCCAUCACCACCUACUCCAGCACGGAGGAACUCCAGGGCGGAACCACCACGCUGUUCAUCCGUCGCGUUGCGCCGUCAGACUCCGGCACCUACGUGUGUGAGGCUAGGAACCACGGAGGAGUUUCGGAGGAGAGGAUACAGGUCGUUGUCCACGGGGGCGAAGGCCAUGUUCCCACAUUGGUUGCAGACCAGAAGCUGGUGACUGCUUCCGUCGGAAAAGAGGCCGAACUGCGUUGCCACGUUGAAGCCACCGAGCGACCAAUUAUGAUCAGCUGGGUCAAGCUGCACGACGGCAACAUGUCCGAGCACACCGUUGAAAACGGGAUACUGCACUUCCCGAGAGUCCAGGCAUCGGACGCCGGAGAAUACAUGUGCUCCGGUUCCGACGAAGGCCACCCCAUUUUCACCGUUCGUGUACGGCUGGCCGUCAUCGCUCCUCCCCGCAUCCAGCUGAACCCGACCCAGCAGAAUGUGAGGCCCGGCCACCGAGUGUUCAUCCGCUGUUCAGCCGAUGGCGAGCCCCCCAUCAGCUACCACUGGUCGCGUGUCGGGGGACAGCUGCCCCCCAACACCGUGCAGACGGACGGCGUGCUCGAGUUCAGGGGCAUCGCCCUCACCGAUGCCGGCAGGUACAUCUGCACCGCCGCCAACGCUGCCGGCAAGGCGGAGGGACACGCCGAGGUUCUAGUCAAUGAAGGCUCUGAAAUUGGAUCACUGCGGAAGGAAGAGACUGCCUUUGUUGGGUCCAACAUUGAACUGAAAUGCCCACUCACUGGAUCUUCUCCUGAAAGGAUAGAGUGGACCAAGGAUUUCCGCCAGCUUCCCCAGAACGCCAGAGAAGUCAAUGGUGAACUCUGGAUCAAGGACGUUCAGCAAGGAAAUCGAGGAAGGUACAUUUGUGUGGCCAAGAAUGGGGACAGUGUGACCUCUAGAGAUGCCGUGAUCCUUCACGUGAGAGACGUUCCCAGCCUUUCAGUGAAAAUUCAAGCGAGCAAGGAGUAUGUACACAUGGGAGACAGCUUGGACCUGCGCUGUCACGCGACUGGUGACGGUGCAGCGUCAGUUCGAUGGACCAAGCUGUCCCACGACGGCCACUUCCCCGAGAAUGUGCGGGUGCGAGGCGCCGUGCUCUCGGUGAACGGCGUUCGAGCCGAAAACGGCGGCGUCUACCGUUGCUCCAUCGACAGCCCCGCCGGAACGCUGAACGACGACUACGUCCUUGCCAUUGAAGAAACUCCCACGGUGGCACCUAACGAAGUGGAGACGCGGACCGUCCCGUACGGGUCCACGGUGGUCCUGGACUGCAAGACGAACCUGGAGGAGCCCGUGGCGUACACUUGGACCAAGCAGACGGGCAACCUGCCCCAUAAGGCCAAGGAGCACCAUGGCAGCCUGACUGUCCCAGACGUCGGAUCCUUGGACGCCGGCACCUACAUCUGCACCGCCAAGUCCGAGCACGCCACCAUCGAGAUUCCGACCGUCCUCAAGGUCACAGGCUUGCUCCCGCGGUUCACCCAAGCUCCACUUUCGUACAUGAAGUUGCCUACCAUUGUGAAUGCUUACAUGGGCUUUGAAGUUGAGAUCACAUUCAAACCUGAAAAAGAUCACGGGCUACUUCUGUAUAAUGGCCAACAAGAGGAUGGCGGUGGAGAUUUCAUUUCCUUGGGUCUGACCAACGGCUACCUGGAAUUCCGCUUCGAACUGGGCUCUGGCGUGGGGCUCCUCAGAAGCCAGCGGCCAGUACAGAUGGACACAUGGCACACUGCCAAGAUCAGCAGGGAGAAGAGAGACGCCAAACUUAAAGUUGACGAUCAAUCAGAAGUCACCGGAUCAUCUCAGGGAAAAAUGAUGGGACUGGACUUGACACAGCCUCUCUUUGUCGGAAGCGUUCCAAACUUUGACAAGGUCUCCCGAGAAAACGGCUACUCUGUUGGUUUUGUGGGUUGUGUGAGUGAGAUCAAGUUUGGACCCAAUGCGCUGGACCUGGCCAAGGACUCGGAGCAGGUGGGCACAACGCCGUGCGAGACGUGCUCGUUGAACCCGUGCAUCCACGACGGGGUCUGCCAGGAGGCCCCCACGGAGGCCGGCUACCGCUGCAUCUGUCCCCCGGGCUUCUCGGGGCGCGACUGCGAGAAGGUGGGCGAGGCCUGCUACCCCGGCCUGUGCGGCGAGGGCCGCUGCGUGAACAGGCCCGGAGGGGGCCUCGACUGCUACUGCCCCUUCGGCCGGACCGGACUCCGCUGCGAGAGGGAAAUAUCCAUUGUGGAGCCUGCCUUUGCGGACGAUGCCUUUGUUGCCUACCCGACACCCAACGGUUCCCUUAGUAGCUUGAAAGUGAACAUGAAGAUCAAGCCUAGGACCCUGGAUGACUGCCUGCUUGUGUACUGUGCCCAGUACCCUGAUCAGAAGGGAGACUUCACAUCCAUUGGCAUCCGCAAUGGAAGUGUGGAAUUCCGUUUUGACACGGGAUCGGGGCCUGCAGUGAUUCGGCACCCGGAGAAGCUCCACCCAAAUGAAUGGAUCACUGUGGCGGCAUCGAGGGAAGCCCAGGACGGAGCCCUGGUUGUGAACGACGGCCACAAAGCCACGGGGCGUUCGCCGGGCCACACGCGGGGUGUCAAUCUCAACAUUCCCAUGUACGUGGGGGGCGUCGACAAGCAGAAGAUCAAGGUGCACCCAGACGCAGGCGUCUCGCACGGCUUCGAAGGGUGCGUCGCACAUAUUGAGGUGAACAAUGUGAAGAUGGACCUGGUGGGAGCAGUGGUAGACUCAUCCAAUGUGGACGACUGCGGUGGCAGGGCCCCCUGCGAAAAGAAUCCUUGCCAGAACCACGGCAUGUGCCGAGAGAGGGGUCCCAAGACCGACGACUUCGAGUGCAUCUGCAAGGCUGGAUACAGUGGUCGAAGAUGCGAGAUUGAAGAGGACUUCUGUUCGAAGAUAAACCCGUGCCAGAAUGGUGCCGAAUGUGUGGGGCACGGCAAUUCAUACAGGUGCAAUUGUCCCAAGGGAUUCUCUGGACCGAACUGCGAAUCAUUCGUCACCUUCGACGAGAACGCCAGCUUCCACGGAGAUGGCUGGGUGGCGCUGAGCAGAGACCUGCUGCCCCACACUGCAGACAACUCGAGCGAAGUGAUCAAGCUGAGCUUCUCAACAACGGAGCGCGACGGCCUGCUGCUGUUCCAAGGGCAGCCCAAGGGGGUCAAUGCUCGCGGACAGGACUACAUCUCCUUGGCGGUCGUCAACGGGCUGCUCGAGUUUAGCUAUGAAAUGGGGAGCGGGCCUGCCCAGAUCAUCUCCAAGCAGAGAGUAGAUGAUGGAGGUUUGCAUACAGUCGAGCUGAGGAGAACUGGAAGGCAGGGUGUUUUGAAGCUGGAUGACAGAGAAGUGCACGGAGAGUCGCCGGGGAUGCUCAUCAGGCUCAACACCAAAAGUGACAUUUACAUCGGUGGUGCACCAGAACCCAGGGAAAUGACUGCCAACAGGAACCACGAGGGUUUCAAGGGCUGCAUCUUCAACGUCCAGAUCCAGGAUUCCGGCAUUAUUAACUUAUACAAGGACUCAAACGAAGCUGUCAACACCGACCAGUGUGAACAGCACUUCGGAAGUGGAGACUAUCUGACAAACUUCGAAGCAAUGAGCAACAAGUGACCUUCUGCAGUGCAGCAGUUUCUUUGAGCUUUCCAUUUCUUUUUAAAGCCAGUCGUUUUUGUUGGUUGUUCCUGGCGCUAAAGCAUUGGCUUGCCACCCAAGUAGUUGAAGAGCAUGUAGUAAUUUUGUUGUCCCAGAGCAGGGAAUGCAGAAGCCCACAGUCAUUUGCAUCCUGCCUUUUUUUUUUUCAUACUUUUUGCAGCUACAAGAGUUGCCAUCUUUGCAAAGGCAGUCUUCUUUCUUUAGCACAUUAUUUUUUUCACUCUAGUCUCAUUCCUUCUAAUUAUUGUUUGUUGAAACUGGCAGUAGCACCGCACUCGUGGCACUCUGAUGUUCUUUCAUUAUAUUUUUGUCACGUUGACUUCCGAGUGAAUAGUAUAGUUGGAAGAUGUUACCGCCCCGUCUGACCGAGGGUUUGCUUUGUGUUUUUUGAGGGUUGCCUUGGAUCUGUGCUUCAUCUAUGCAUGUCAGUGUUGUCCCACAAACAUAAAAUGCAUUUAAUUCACUGCAUACAUCACACAACCCGCGAAACAUGCAACUCUCGUUUGGAGAAGCUAGGCAUUCAAAGGAAUUUCGCAUUGCCGAAAGAGUGUGUAUAUUUAUGGUUAUCUUUCGAGUAGAGUAUGAAAUGAGUUUACGGUUUAUGUUAGUGCAUCCUUCAUUGGGGUUGGGGGAUGAAACGACUAUCAUUGUCUUAGCUGCUGUAGCUUAUGCGACCACACAUUUUGAUUUUGCACAAAUGACACAGUGCCAAAUUUUCUUUAGUGGAAAUUUUUUGGAAACAUGAUGAAGCUUCUCGAUUUCUUUUUUGGCACUUUGACAGUCUCACUUUGUACUUUUAUCCUCGGCGAAGUGUGUACAACACGUUUGUGAAGUGAAGGAAGUGCCGGCAGCUUAAAUUGCCGCACGUUGCGAGGAAGAAGUGUAUAAGAUGGCUUAUUUAUGACAGCAGAGCUUUUCUGCCUUUUUUACACAAAUUUGCUACAUUUGUUAUAAGGUUGAUAGAAACUGGUAAAAACACAGGCAGCAUGUAUGUUUUUCUUCUUCGUCCAUUCUUGCGCUUUUUUGUGGGCAUAUAUGGUAAUACUUAGCGUAGACAUGGUCCACAUUUGAGGCUGCAGUCAGUUUUUGUCCUAAAUGAAUUGUUAUCCUAGGUUUGGUAUUUAAGUUUUGUAGUAGACUGGGAGCGACGGGAAGGAUUUGGAGGAAAAUGACCUUUAUCUCACCUGGUGAAUAAUUUAAACAUUUUCUUCUGUGCGCAUGUAAAUAUUUCAGAGUGUUUGACUGCAGCUGUUGUGGUUUCACUGCCAUUUACAAUGUUUGUUUCCUGUGCUGCCUUUUCAAAAAUGUGUGGCAGCUGUGCAAAAACUUAGUUGCUUAUGAUUUUACUGCUGCUAUGGCCUCUUGAAAAUCGAGAUAAUAAAGCUGAUGUUUCUUGUUA
Messenger RNA from Ixodes scapularis (black-legged tick), 15069 nucleotides. Its product is annotated as basement membrane-specific heparan sulfate proteoglycan core protein. Gene Ontology annotation, molecular function: calcium ion binding; protein binding. The record is from RefSeq and is a predicted model, not a curated record. Lineage: Eukaryota; Metazoa; Arthropoda; Arachnida; Ixodida; Ixodidae. Gene Ontology annotation, cellular component: plasma membrane. The coding region runs from base 396 to 13628 and encodes 4410 amino acids. The transcript is spliced from 88 exons.